AUGAAGUUCCUGAUCCCUGCUACUCUUGCCCUCGCCGCCGUUGCUUCCUCUGCAGAUGCCCAAAAGUUCUGUGGCCGCGACGAUCUCAAGGUUGUCGGAGACUACACGGUAUACAACAACCUCUGGGGCGAAGACAAUGACAAGACUGGUGGACAGUGCACGGAGGUGACUGGCAGCACCAGCUCGUCUGUUUCGUGGAAGACAAGCUUCAACUGGGCCGGCGAUAACUGGCAGGUUAAGUCGUACGCCAACGCCGCGCUCAAGUUCCAACCCAAGCAGGUCUCGGCGAUCUCGUCGAUUCCCACGUCGAUCGACUACACAUACACCUUCGAUGGCCAUAUCAUCGCCAAUGUCGCCUACGAUCUGUUCACCAGUUCGUCCGCCAACGGUGAAAUUGAGUACGAAUUGAUGGUGUGGCUCGCUGCACUUGGUGGUCCCUGGCCUCUGACCGACAGUGGCAAGCCCAUCAAGACCGUGAAUAUCGGCGGUGUCGACUUUGACCUGUUCCAGGGUAUGAACAAGAAGGUAAAGGUGUUCUCAUACGUCGCCAAGAAGACUGCUUACAAGUUCUCGGCUGACCUGAAGAAGUUCUUUAACGAACUUCCUGCCAACAACACACUGCCUCAGACGCAGUACUUGGUGAAGUUGGAGGCCGGCACGGAGCCCUUCCAGGGCAAGAACGGCGAGAUGAUUGUGAAAUCGUACUCGUCGAAGGUCAACUAA
Phytophthora nicotianae INRA-310 is the source of this 723-nucleotide messenger RNA. RefSeq lists its product as hypothetical. The transcript has a single exon. The record is from RefSeq and is a predicted model, not a curated record. Gene Ontology annotation, molecular function: cellulase activity. NCBI's taxonomy places the organism in Eukaryota, Oomycota, Peronosporomycetes, Peronosporales, Peronosporaceae. Gene Ontology annotation, biological process: polysaccharide catabolic process. Bases 1 to 723 code for a protein of 240 amino acids.